CUCAAACCCAAGUACUCAAUCAGAGCCAGAUUAAAAACUGAUAUUGUAUAACAAUAUUUUUCCACCAAUUUAAAAAAUGUCAGAAGAGCAGUUGAGCUCGUUGCGCAAGCCCAUCCCUAUCUUGAGGGAUGAGGAGGAUAAAGAUGGAGCAGGAGGUGAGGGCGGCGGCGAGGAAAGCUUAAAACCCAAGAAGCACGUCAGUUUCAAUCGGGUGGUAGAAUGCUUCACCUACUCGGAAAACUUGACCAGCUGGAAGAGACGCCUGAUGCCCGACAAUGACUUGCGCCGAGCCAUGCCGCCUGAAUCAAAGACACGCAGACGGAUACCUUAGCCCAGUUUUCGACUCCAGCCCACCAUGACGACCAUAUUGCAAAGUCAACACUGAACAAACACAAACCACCAGCGGAAGUUGUUAACUGAACGUGACACUUUUAACCUAAUUGGGGAAUAAACGGCUGCCCGUAUCCUUCCGGGGAAAGGGAUGUGGA
Molecule: messenger RNA, 488 nt
Organism: Drosophila gunungcola (fruit fly)
Lineage: Eukaryota; Metazoa; Arthropoda; Insecta; Diptera; Drosophilidae
Exons: 2
Coding region: 77-331 (84 amino acids)
Source: RefSeq, a predicted model, not a curated record